Messenger RNA from Cucurbita moschata (crookneck pumpkin), 1692 nucleotides. RefSeq names its product purple acid phosphatase 5-like. The coding region runs from base 140 to 1519 and encodes 459 amino acids. The transcript has 8 exons. The record is from RefSeq and is a predicted model, not a curated record. Gene Ontology annotation, molecular function: metal ion binding; acid phosphatase activity. NCBI's taxonomy places the organism in Eukaryota, Viridiplantae, Streptophyta, Magnoliopsida, Cucurbitales, Cucurbitaceae.
AAGCAAUUUACUUUAUUUAUUUAUUUGUUUUGGGAACAGGGCAAGUUAUCUCUUUACCUAUAAAAUUGGAAGUAAUUAUAGUUUGGUUUUACCUCGAAAGCCCUUCAUUCUUCGGCUCCCCUCAUCCAAUUGCCCUGCCAUGGCUGCUGGUUCGGAGCUCGUUUCUCUGCUUCUAUUGCUCUCUAUUGCUAAUCUCUGCAAUGGAGGCAUUACCAGUAGAUACACGAGAAAACUUGAAGCUUCUGUCGAUAUGCCUGCAGAAGCUUUUCCCCCGCCCGGCGGUUACAACGCGCCAGAACAGGUCCAUAUAACACAGGGAGAUCGUGAUGGCAGAGGCGUUAUAAUUUCUUGGGUGACGCCAUUGUCGCCUAAACCUAAUGUUGUUAGAUAUUGGGCAGCGGAUUGCGAUGAGAAACAUGCCGACGAAUGUCAAGCUAGAACCACUACUUACAAAUAUUACAAUUACACUUCCGGAUUUAUCCACCACGCCACCAUUAAGAAUCUCAAGUACGGCACCAAAUACUUCUAUGAGCUUGGGAGUGACAAUGUGACGCGUCGGUUUUUCUUCACAACGCCUCCCAUGGUUGGUCCUGAUGUCCCGUACACAUUCGGCAUCAUUGGCGAUCUUGGACAGACUUAUGAUUCGAAUCAAACGUUUGAGCAUUAUUAUUCAAAUUCUAAGGGACAAGCUGUGCUGUUCGUCGGAGAUCUUUCUUAUGCCGACAAUCAUCCGUUUCACGACAAUAGGAAGUGGGAUACAUGGGGUCGAUUUGUCGAGAAGAGCACUGCGUAUCAGCCGUGGAUUUGGACCGCCGGUAACCACGAAAUGGAUUUUGCUCCAGAAAUUGGAGAAAAAACCCCUUUUAAACCUUUUACGCGUCGGUAUCACGUCCCUUACAGAUCAGCACAAAGCACAUCUCCUCUCUGGUAUUCCAUCAAGCGUGCAUCUGCCUACAUUAUAGUCCUUUCUUCUUACUCUGCUUACGGAACAUAUACUCCACAAUAUGAGUGGCUACAGAAGGAGUUUACGAAGGUGAAUAGAGAGGAGACUCCGUGGUUGAUUGUUAUGGUUCAUUCUCCUUGGUAUAAUAGUUACGAGUACCAUUAUAUGGAAGGGGAGAGCAUGAGGGUCAUGUUUGAGUCCUGGUUUGUUCAAAACAAAGUUGAUCUUGUUCUUUCUGGCCAUGUCCAUGCUUAUGAGCGUUCGGAGCGAGUGUCCAACGUGAGAUACAAUAUAACAAAUCGAUUAAGCACUCCAAUUAGAGAUAGUAAUGCACCAAUAUACUUAACAGUCGGUGAUGGCGGAAAUAUUGAAGGCCUGGCUAAUCGGUAUACAGAACCACAACCAAGCUACUCAGCAUAUAGGGAGGCAAGCUUUGGACAUGCAAUGCUUGAAAUAAAGAAUAGAACUCAUGCAUAUUAUACAUGGCACCGCAACCAAGAUGCUGAGCCUGUUGCUGCCGAUUCACUUUGGAUAUAUAACAGACACUGGUACCCUGAAGAUGAGAGCUCUCAAUAGCUUUUGAUGAAGAAGCUUUCCGUGUGUUUGUCGUGUUUGGUAGUGCUUUUGGAUUUCAUACGAGUCUGUCAAUAAGAUAGGUGGUUGCCUUUCAUUUUCAACCUUCUUAUGGUUCGUUAAUUACCAUCUUGUUGUUCACAGAACAUAUAAUAAAAUACCUAAAAUUGACACCA